UCCCCGCCACCCCGUUGCCAAGCAACGAGAUGCCCUGGCUAGAAGCAACCGAGCAGAAUGCCUUGGAGGAGGGAAGGCAGUUGGGAAGAGGCCUUGAGUAGCAGAAAUGAGCCCGGGCAAAGCCAACAGGCCGAAGCCCAGUGCUGUUUUGUUACAGAAAAGCGUCCGGAGGAAGAGGAUGAGGUUGACUGCGUCCUCCUUUCAGCAUCCAAGAUCCUAAAUUCUUCUGAGGGGGUAAAGGAAAAUGGUAGCAGUGAAACAGAACACGGCUGUGUAUCAGAAUCAGAAAAUCAAAUACAACCACAAUCAGCAUUGAAAGCCCUUCAGCAACAACUGGAAUCAUUUCAGGCUCUCCGAAUACAGACUCUGCAAAAUGUUAGCAUGGUACAGUCUGAAAUCAGUGAAAUAUUGAACAAAAGUAUUAUUGAAGUAGAAAACCCAGAAUUUAACCCAGAAAAAAAUCUAGUAUCCGGCACACACAAUGAAACGGCUUUGGGUGACUGGAUUGUCAGAGGUGAAAAUAAGGAAACUCCUGUCCUGAAAACCCUAAAAGAUCCUAUAGAGAAUCAAGAAGAAACCCUUUCUACGGAGAAAAUUCAUCAUUUUGAGGAUUCCAGGACUCUUCAUUCAGUAGAAGAAAAAUUCAGUAGUGAUAGUAUUGACAGUCUUCCUCAAAGUAUAGAUGUUCCAUGCCAGAUACAUUUCAAGGACAUACUAACUCUGAGAACUUCGACAGAUAAUUCAGCUUCAGAAAAUUCUGACAGGUUGAAAAACUAUAAUAACUUUUAUAAUUUUUUACCUAAUGCACCUCAAAAUGGGAUGGCUCAAGCUGAGACGCUAAUUCUGGAUAAGUCCAGAAUGACAAUGCCUCUUCUCAAGAAUGGAUUUUGUGAAAAUUUAGAUGAUAUUUGCCAUUCCAUCAAACAAAUGAAGGAAGAGCUUCAAAAGUCACAUAAUAGGGAACUGGCACUUACAAACGAACUGCAGACUUUAAAAGCUGUUCCAAGGCACGGUAAUUAUGACCUGCCCUCCAUUCACAAGGAAAAAAACAACUUUAUUAAGGAAGAAAAUAUUAAAAGUAACUUAAGUGAAGAUAUAAAAUCAAAGAGAAUUUUGGAAUUAGAGGCAUUAGUAAACAAAUUGCUCCCACUUAGGGAAACAGUAUCAAAAUUCCAUGUGAAUUUUUGUAGGAAAUGUAAAAAAUUAUCUAGGAGUGAAAUACACAGGGGAAAAAGGAAUGAGAAAAACAAUAAAGAAAUUCCUAUCACUGACAAGAAUAUUGCAGAUUUAAAACUCCACUCCAGAGUCCCGAGAUAUACAUUAGCAUUCUUUGACCCAACAAAAUAUGAAAUGAAAGACAAAGAAAAACAACCAUUUACAGUAAAACAAGGAUCAAUAAUAGUUGAAAAUGAGAAAACAUCCAAAGUCAAUUCUGUUACUGAGCAAUGUGUAGCAAAAAUUCAGUACUUACAGAAUUACUUGAAAGAAUCUAUGCAAAUACAGAAAAAAGUAAUGAAACUAGAGAAUGAAAACCUAACCCUUAAAACAAAAAUUAAACCUCUUGUCUUUACCACACAAUCUCUGAUACAGAAAAUUGAAAUGUAUGAAAAGCAACUUAAGACACUGGUUGAAGAAAAGAAUACUCUCCAGUCCAAGUUAACUAAAACAGAAGAAGACGGCAAAGAGUGUCUUAAAGAAUUGAAAAAAAUAGUUAGUAACUAUAAUGUUCUCCAAGGACAAAAUAAAACCCUCGAGGAAAAAAAUAGUCAACUUUCUUUGGAGAAUCAACAAAUAAUAGAAACAUUAGAUCAACUAAAAAGUAAGGAACACAAAACUCAAAGUGAUAUGGCCAUUGUCAAUAAUGAAAACAAACGAUUGAGCAUAGAAAUGGAAUCAAUGAAAACAAAUAUUCUAUUGAUACAAGAGGAAAAAGAAAUGUUAGAGAAAAAAACACAUCUACUUCUAAAGGAAAAAGGUGCACUGGAAAAUGAACUGAACGAAAACCAUCUAGAGACAGCACAGCUAAAAGAGAAAGAAAGACUGGCAAAAAUCGAACAAGAGACACUUCUUCAGAUAGUAGAAACGGUUAAAAAUGAAAAGCUUAAUCUUGAAACAACCUUACAAGAAUCUACUGCUGCGAGAGAGAUGAUGGCAAGAGAAAUUGAGGACAUUCAAAAGUACCAAUCUACCGCGGAAGAGAAUUUUCUGCAAGAAAUAAAAAAUGCAAAGUCAGAAGCAAGUAUUUAUAAGAAUAGUUUGUCAGAAAUGGGCAAUGAAUGUGAACUGUUAUCAAAAAUGGUAAUGGAAAUUAAGACCGAUAAUCAGCUUCUAAAAGAAGAACUAAAAAAAAAUAGUCAAGAAACUAUAAAAUUUGAAAAUAGCAUCUGUAGACUUGAGGAAGACAAAGUACUCUUAGAAAACUACGUAAGGAGUAUAGAGAAUGAAAGGGACACCUUGGAAUUUGAGAUGCGGAAUCUUCAAAGAGAAUAUUCAAAUCUAAGUGAAAAAAUCUGCAGUCACCAUAUUGAUCUCUCAAAAAUGGGUCAUGUUUCAAGGAAAGAUAAAUUCCAUUUUGACAUCUAUGAUAUUUAUGAAGACACCUCUAGUCCUGGGAAAAGGCCUUUAGCCCUGGGUUUGAAAGGAACUCCGAGUAAACUGUAUCAAUUGCUUCCAUCCAAGACAUGUAAAUAAAUUUCUGAAAACAUUUCAAAA
Odocoileus virginianus texanus is the source of this 2712-nucleotide messenger RNA. RefSeq names its product coiled-coil domain containing 110 (gene CCDC110). Gene Ontology annotation, cellular component: cytoskeleton. The record is from RefSeq and is a predicted model, not a curated record. NCBI's taxonomy places the organism in Eukaryota, Metazoa, Chordata, Mammalia, Artiodactyla, Cervidae.